Molecule: messenger RNA, 827 nt
Organism: Corylus avellana
Lineage: Eukaryota; Viridiplantae; Streptophyta; Magnoliopsida; Fagales; Betulaceae
Biological process (GO): regulation of systemic acquired resistance
Source: RefSeq, a predicted model, not a curated record
CUUACACGGUUUUUACUUCAUGAAAUAUGUGCACGCAAUGCAAUCCCUUCGAUCACCUCCUGCCUAUUUAAGGUCGGUGCACCUGAGAAAAAUAUAUGCAAUGGGGAAGCAAAGUCAUUGUCUAUUCAAGCCAUGAUCAAUAAGAAAAGACUCCUGCCAGUCUUGUUUGUUUUUUCUCAAAAUCUGUGUCUCUUUGUGAGAUAUUUUAGUUCACAAGAGAGAGGGUUUUGAGGAAUAUUUCUUCUUCUGAGCAAGCAUGGCAGGAGAAAGAAAGAAGAGGAAGAUGGAGAGUGAGGGGAAGGGGGAGGAGGAAGAAGAUGGUGAGGAGGAGAGGAAGAUGGAGAUGUUCUUUGCUUUGAUCAGAAGCACAAGAGAUGUGAGGGAUCGUUUGAGGGGUGGUUUGAAUGAAGCAAAGGAGAAAGGGUCGUCAGAAGAUCAUCAGAAGAAAUUGGUUGAGAAAGAGAUCAAGGCAAUCUGGAAUCCUACUUUCAGGCCAGAGGAUUUCAUGCAGGAUGACAAGUCUAAGAGGCCUCCUGGUGAUGUCCAAGAAGCAGGGCCUUCUAAGAGAGAAAAAGGAGAAGGAGAUGAGAAGGAAGAUGAUAAGGAAGGAGGAGGAGGAGGAGAAGGAGGAGGAGGAGGCAAUGGUAUAGACCUAAAUCUUUCUUUGUAGAAGAUUGAACUAUAUGGGUGUUUUUCCUUCAUGGGAUAUGGUUGGCCAAUAUAUGCCACAUAUAUAGUUUUGUGUUGCUUUCGGAAGAAAAGGACCACUUUGCUAUGUAAUUUAUUAUAAGUUGUAGUGCAAAUCAUUUUCCUUGUCCUAUGCUGAA